Messenger RNA from Sphenostylis stenocarpa, 3111 nucleotides. Lineage: Eukaryota; Viridiplantae; Streptophyta; Magnoliopsida; Fabales; Fabaceae. The record is from the annotation of a GenBank genome assembly.
AUGGAUUCCCCACCUUCCCAGCAAUCGUGGGGAAGGUCACCCACCUCCCUCACAUCUUCUUCAUCUCUUUCCAAAUCCAAUUCCGAUUCCAUCCAAAGCCUCUCAUCGAUCCUCAAUAACCCUCACGCCUCUGACGCCGCCUCCUGGGGCGCAUGGUGGUCCUCCGCCACCGCCGUCGCCCCGCCCGAAUUCGCUCCAAUCGCCGCCGCCAAGGCAGCCUCCGAGGUCUCCCGAUCCGACUUCCAGCCCUACCUCGCUCCCAUCGCCGACGCCUACCAUCGCUUCGAGGACAUCCGCAACCACGCCUCCAAGGAACAGAUCAAUGACCGCGCCAAUGCCGCGGCUGGCGCCUCCGGCCUGGGCGAGGCGCUCGUCGCUUGCCUGCGCGAGGUCCCCUCGCUCUACUUCAAGGAAGACUUCCGCCUCGAGGACGGCGCCACGUUCCGCGCUGCUUGCCCCUUCGCCAACGUCUCCGAGAACCUCGUGCUGCAGGAGAAGCUCUCGCACUACCUCGAUGUCGUGGAGCUCCACCUCGUGAAGGAGAUCUCGCUCCGCUCGUCUUCGUUCUUCGAGGCGCAGGGGCAGCUGCAGGACCUAGACGCUAAGAUCGUCCACGGUUGCACGCAAAUUCGUCACCUCAAGGACACCAUUCGCCUCCUCGACGCCGAUUUGGUCCACGACGCGCGCCAGAUUCAGGAGCUCAAUGGCACCCGGACCAAUCUCUUGGCGCUCCAGCAAAAACUGCGGCUUAUAUUCUACGUCAACCAGGCCCUCUCCGCUCUCAAAUUGUUGUUAUGUCAUGCUGAUGGGGGAAAGGAUUCUGUAUUUGUGGUGGAGAUACCUCCACAAGAAAGGAUGAAGGAAGAGGAUCGGUAUUCUAUUGAGCAUCAUAAAGGAAAAUACAAUCUUGUUGCAUCUGCAGAUUGUGCUGGAGCGCUGGAUGUGACUGAUGAUUUGCAACAUUUACUGGAUGGAGAUGAGCUCAGUGGUCUACAUUGCUUUCGGCAUCUUCGAGAUCAUGUAAUAGGAUUUAUUGAAUCCAUAAACAGCAUACUUUCAGCAGAGUUCAUUCGAGCUUCCUUACAAGAUGCUUCAGAAAAAGAUGGGAUAAUUUUAUCCAAAGCUAAAGCAAGAGCCUCCCUUCCAAUGAAUGGCAAGGAUGAUGAAGCUAAACUUCCCUCUGUUCUGAGGACUUAUCGAGAUACACUGACUGCUGAUAUGAAGAGUGCUAUUAAAACCGCAGUUGCUGAGUUGCUUCCAAUUCUUGCUUCUCGAGGUUCAGAGUCAGAGUUCUUUUCUGGAGACAGAACUGUUGACGCAGAUGGUACUUUAUGGUCUCAAAUAACCCCUGUAGCACAUUUAGUGCGGGCUGCUGAAGUGAAAAGGGCUAUUGAAUCGAUUUUGAACAACCGUGAUGGUCAUUAUGCUGCUGAUUCAGUUGUGGCAGCUAUUGCUCAUGGUGCUGCAGCUGCAGAAACAUCCCAAGAAAGUGAGUCUCAUGGUACUACAUUUUUACCAUAUUCGGCACAAAGAAGUGUUGCCAAGGGUUCUUCAUUUCAGGGAAAAUCAAUUGAUGCUGUGAGCUCCUCCAACAUGUCAAAAAAUUUCAGAGCUGAUAUAUUGCGAGAAAACGCAGAAGCAGUCUUUGCAGCGUGUGAUGCUGCUCAUGGAAGAUGGGCAAAGCUUCUUGGGGUCCGUGCAAUUCUUCAUCCUAGGUUGAAAUUACAGGAGUUUCUAACCAUAUACAACAUUACCCACGAGUUCAUUACUGCUACAGAAAGAAUUGGUGGGAGAUUGGGUUACAGCAUCCGAGGGACACUGCAAUCACAGGCUAAGGCUUUUAUUGAUUUUCAGCAUGAAUCUCGGAUGUCAAAGAUUAAGGCAGUGCUUGAUCAGGAAACCUGGGUGGAGAUAGACGUUCCUGAUGAAUUUCAAUUCAUCAUCAAUAUGCUUUUUACUUCUGAUAAUUUGGCUUCUGAGAACUUUAAUGACACUGAGGAUGAUAAUUCAACCAGUUACAAUGGUGUGGUGACUAACAAUGAUUCUAUGCAAAUGGCAGACAAUGCACAGUCCAGUGCUGAACAAGAAAUUAUGAUGGCUAAUUCCAUUGAAACAUCAGAUAAAUCCAAAUCCCAGGAUGAUUCAAUGGAACCAAACAAAGGUCACGGUGGGAUUACAUCAGCACAUAGUAACAAUACUGAGAAAGAGCAUAAAAAGUCUGCAUCUCAGGCUCUUUAUUACAAAGGUGUUGGUUAUCACAUGGUAAACUGUGGCUUAAUAUUGCUGAAGAUGUUGUCAGAGUACAUUGAUAUGAACAACCUUUUGCCAACACUAUCUUCAGAAGUUGUUCACCGUGUAGUAGAAAUCUUGAAGUUUUUCAACACAAGAACUUGCCAACUUGUGCUGGGGGCUGGUGCUAUGCAGGUGUCUGGUUUGAAGUCCAUCACAUCUAAACACCUAGCAUUGGCAAGUCAAGUCAUCAGUUUUGUACAUGCUAUUAUUCCUGAGAUUCGGCAGACUCUUUUUCUUAAGGUACCUGAGGCAAGAAAAAUACUGUUGCUUUCUGAGAUUGAUCGGGUAGCUCAGGAUUAUAAAGUUCAUAGAGAUGAAAUACACAGUAAAUUAGUCCAAAUAAUGCGAGAAAGAUUACUAGUACAUUUACGUGGGUUGCCUCAAAUUGUUGAGAGUUGGAAUAGACCUGAGGAUGAAGACCCUCAGCCAAGUCAAUUUGCCCGGUCCCUGACAAAGGAAGUUGGGUACCUCCAACGUGUUCUAUCUCGAACUUUGAAUGAGGAAGAUGUUCAAGCAAUUUUCAGUACUCUUUUCUUUUCCAUGGUUGAAAUUUUUGUAUCUGAAGAUGAUGAAAUGGAUGAUACUAAUUUACUACUAAUGCAAGUGGUUAUUAUAUUUCACUCACAAAUUUCAGAAGCAUUUUCAAAAUUUGAUAUAAGCACUCCUCAAGCUCAGAAUAGGUUAUAUCGGGAUGUUAAACAUAUUCUUCAAUGCAUACGCUCAUUGCCAUUGGGUGAUUUGAGUAAAUCUGAUACCCCAAACUGGGGUCAGCUUGAUGAAUUUUUGGUGAAAAGAUUUGGAAAUGAUGCUGUUCAGUAA